Molecule: messenger RNA, 978 nt
Organism: Hyaloscypha bicolor E
Lineage: Eukaryota; Fungi; Ascomycota; Leotiomycetes; Helotiales; Hyaloscyphaceae
Product: Aldo/keto reductase
Exons: 3
Coding region: 1-864 (287 amino acids)
Cellular component (GO): cytoplasm
Source: RefSeq, a predicted model, not a curated record
AUGACACAAAAUGGGCUGGGAUUGGCGGACGUGAUGUUGACAAGUACAGGAUUCACAAAUCGGGUGGAGCCAACACAAAGUGAUGUUUCCUUCAAGAUCGGGCAAACUUUAACGGACGCAAAUUCUCUUCAUCUACUCAAGCGAUACUUCACAAAGUACGCUGAAGAUACUGACAAAGUCGUCUUCUGCACCAAGAGCGGUGUUUCGAUCACCAACCGUUCGACCUUUCACAUAGCCUGUCAAGCGGAAGGGUUGAGAAAUUCUGUUGAUAAUGCGAACAAGAUCCUGGGCGGGGAAAAGUGCAUUGACGCCUUCGGGCCUGCUGAAGUGGACCCCAAAGUUCCUAUCGAGACCACUAGCGAAGUACUUGCGCAACUCCUCAAGGGCAAAACUGACGCUAUUCAAUUGUCCGAAGUUAGUGCUGACACAUUUCGGCGGUCGUCCAAUGUCCACAUGGUAGAUAUGGUGGAGGCUGACGUCUCGUUACGGGCAACGGAUUUCUUUUCGAACGGCAUCGCUGAGACUUGCGUUGGGCUCAGCAUCGUGAUUCUUGCUCACACGCUUUUGGGUUGGGGAACGCUGACUGGCAACUUUCAAAAGCUUGAAGACAUGCUAGCAAGUAACCACCACAAGCAUUUCCCCCGCUUCGAAGCCGAGUAUUUCCAGAAGAAUCUGCAACUUGUCGAGGAGUUGAAGAACCUCGCAGCAAAGAAAGGCUGCACUCCAGCCCAGCUGGCGCUUUCCUGUAUCAAAUCUCAUAAUGGCAAGCCCAGUAUGCCAUGCAUUCUCCCCACCGCUGGUGCCAGAUCCGAGGUGAGGGUUCGUGAGAAUUGCGAGGCGGUGGAGCUUCGGCGGGCGAAUUGAGGGCGAUCAAAUCGAUUCUGGACAGUUUCCUAGUCGUGGGAGCCGGAUAUCCAGAGAGAACGAGUAAGCUUCGCAGAGUAUUGAGCUCAUAUUCUUGCUGGUAUGGGCACGUCU